AUGGCGCCGGUGGUACUGAGUACGGUGGAAAACGAAGUCAAGGAUGUGAUCCAGCAGCUUUUUGAAAUUCAAUCAGCCGUGCAUGGCUACCUCGGCUCUGAGACCCAGAUCGAGUUGGUCCGCAAGAUAAAAAAUCUCACCAUCGCCCUCAACACCCUCUCAAACGACACAAAACCGGACCCGUCCAUCAAUCCCGAGACCUACAAUAUCGAUAACUCGACAGCAAAUCGCGACGAUCCACCCGUCGCAAGCAUCCAGCUCCCGCCCGAAAUCAUAGACUACGUCGACGCCGCCCGAAACCCGGACAUUUACACGCGUGAGUUCGUUGAACUAGUGCAACGCGGAAACCAAGAUCUCAAGGGCAAAAAGGAGGCAUUCGCAAGUUUUAGGGAUGUCUUGGCUACGGAAAUGAGGAGUGCGAUGCCCGAGUGUCGGCGCGAAGUUGAUCGGGUUGUUGCGAAUACGAGCGGCCCGAAUCGAGGGGCUUAG
Messenger RNA from Talaromyces amestolkiae, 489 nucleotides. RefSeq lists its product as uncharacterized. The transcript is spliced from 3 exons. Gene Ontology annotation, molecular function: transcription coregulator activity. Gene Ontology annotation, biological process: regulation of transcription by RNA polymerase II. Lineage: Eukaryota; Fungi; Ascomycota; Eurotiomycetes; Eurotiales; Trichocomaceae. Gene Ontology annotation, cellular component: mediator complex. The coding region runs from base 1 to 489 and encodes 162 amino acids. The record is from RefSeq and is a predicted model, not a curated record.